CUAAGUAUCUUGGUUUUUCUUUUCCUAGCUUCCACUGAAGGAUCCUUUGAAAGAAGAGUUUCACCUUGAAGGAUGCUUCAAACCAACAUGGGGAUAUUUUGGACAACCUUAUGCUUCCUGGUAUAUGGUUUGAACACAGACCUGGGUGUCCUGGCUAUCGCGAGCUCCCAGCCCCAGGAGGACUCAGAAGGCCUUGACAGUCCUUCAGAAGACACCAUAUCUCCAGAGAUGCUACAGGAGAUGCUGUGGUUUUUCCGAAGAGAAGACCCAUCUGCAUGGAAUUAUUCUAUCCUGGUCCUUUCCGUUCUCGUUCUGCUCAUUGGUGUUGUGCUCCUGGGAGCAAAUAUUAGGGCCAACAGAAACCAGAAGGCCUUUCUCUUACGCAAAGAAGGCUAUGAAGUCACCCCGCUGGAUGAGGCAGAAGCGAAGCAAGCGUUUGUGUUGCUAAACAAAGAGAAUCCGGAUCAAGUUGGAGACAAUUUGCUUUCCAAAACACUGACCACGGGAGACGUGAUGGUACGCUGGAAGGAUGGGAAAACCUCACCCCUGUAUGCUGAUGCCAGCGAAGCAGAAGCAUAGUACCUCAUGUCUAUAUUUUGGCUCUUUGGGAAACCUGGGAGGAUUUCUGGACUAUUGACAUUUUUGGAAUGCGGGUUUCAAAGCCAAAUUCAUUAAGCAGAAUCAAAAAGCCAGCAAGACAUAAUGACUGCUUUUGAGUUUUACAAAAUCAAUAAUCCACCAAACAAUUCAUCUACCAGCUAUCUUUACAUGAUACGUUGAACUAGGUUGGCCUAGUGGCUUCCUUCACACAACAGGUUAAGCCUGGUCAGUUGGUUCAGGUGGUUCCUGUUAGUGUUAACCAAUUUUAUUUUGGGCCCUAAUGUAGUGUCACCGGAGCAUUCACGGGGUCAAACAAAGCUGUGGCAGGCCCCUCAAAGCAGCCAGAACUUCAAUUGCACAGUUGGGUUACCAUCUUGACUUGACCAUCUGUGAGGAGACCUCUGAUGUCAACCUGCCUCAAUGGGUUGAGUAGGGGGUGAACCCAGAAAAAGGGCCAAUUCAAGAACCAAUUAAGGAUAUGGUGUGAAGGUUGUUGCUUUGCUAUUUUGCGCCAACCCACAAAAAAAAUAAAUCUGUCAGAUUAUCUGGAAAGA
Molecule: messenger RNA, 1154 nt
Organism: Notechis scutatus (mainland tiger snake)
Lineage: Eukaryota; Metazoa; Chordata; Lepidosauria; Squamata; Elapidae
Source: RefSeq, a predicted model, not a curated record